Messenger RNA from Melampsora larici-populina 98AG31, 804 nucleotides. RefSeq lists its product as uncharacterized. Bases 1 to 804 code for a protein of 267 amino acids. Lineage: Eukaryota; Fungi; Basidiomycota; Pucciniomycetes; Pucciniales; Melampsoraceae. The record is from RefSeq and is a predicted model, not a curated record. The transcript is spliced from 5 exons.
AUGAUGCGACCAUCCCAAUUUCAAUCGCCUGCUUCUUCUAACUAUGAUCGGCUUACCUUGAACGCCAAUCCACGAAUGAUGGGCAACCACAAUUUCAGCGGAGAGCAAGAGCCGAACUAUCGCGAGGUGUUAGAAGACUCACCUCACAGCACCCCAACUAUCUUGCAAGGCCCAGGUGCACAAGCAGGCCGAAAUGAUAUGGACUUUGUCGAUGUAGACAGAGUGUCCGAGACGAUUUCCAGGAUCGGAGAAACUUUUGGUCUAAGUACAGCAGAUAAGUUAGAGGUCCAAAAGAUAUACGAGCAACCAAACAACUUUGCACGUGAGGUAGCAAAGCUCGCAAGACUUGAAGACACAAUAUUAGAAAGAAACAUGACAUGGACCACUACUGGACCCCAAGCAAUUCCACCUGAUCAUCGAGAGGCCAAGUGGCAAGGAACCAAUAGUGUCCGACUUUUCAUCCGCAAUAAAAUCAAAGAUGCCCUCCUAAGUAGUUCCAUACAAGCAUAUGCAUCCAACUUUACCGCCACCAAUGAUCCGAUUCUUGAUUCUCUUGAGAACCACAUUGUGGUAAGUCAGGCAAUCCAUUUACCAUUACCCAACAUGAGCUUCUCCGCCAAUGAUCACCAAUUUCAGGAGAUUAUCAAGAAAGAGGUGAACAAGGUCCCAAAUUAUAACCUCCCUGAAGGAUUUCGAGAAGAAGAUCCAUCUGCCGACACCGCUGUGCGAAAGGUCAUUAAGGAAAUCGCCAAGUCGGAGCGCUGUAGAUUUCGAGAACAUGUGAGUCAUUUACAAAUCAAAUAA